This is a messenger RNA of Drosophila montana, 3455 nucleotides long. RefSeq names its product Nucleolar complex protein 1 (gene Noc1). Gene Ontology annotation, cellular component: nucleus. The record is from RefSeq and is a predicted model, not a curated record. The coding region runs from base 127 to 3336 and encodes 1069 amino acids. The transcript has 5 exons. NCBI's taxonomy places the organism in Eukaryota, Metazoa, Arthropoda, Insecta, Diptera, Drosophilidae.
GUCACACUUUACAUCUGUGUUUAUCCGCCUUGUGGUGAAUGCCACUUUCAAGCACACGUGCAGAGCGUUUAAUUUUUGUUAGUGAGUUUUAUUUAAUGCUAAAGUUGCUUUAAAUAAACUAAAAAUAUGCCGGCAGCUGUAGCUACAGGCGUGCAAAUCAAUGGACCAUUGAAAAACAAAAAGAUUGUGUUUAACGAAGAUGGCGAAGCCUUGGCAAAGCCCAAAAACGAGAAGCACAACAAAAAAGCGGCUGCACAAAAGGCACAAAAUAAUAAAAAUGCGGCCAACAGAAACGGACAGGUGAAAAAGCCGCAGAGAAUUAAGUUUGGAGACCAUGGCAAUGCAGAAGGCGAAGAGAAGGAAGUGCAAUUCAGUAAGAAGCCCAAAGAGCAGCCGGCGAAAAAGAGCAACCAGCUGCCAGAAGGAAGUCAAGAAAAGAAGCCGCAGCGCAUAAAGUUCGACGACGACGGCGCCGAGAAGGAGCAGGUGACGGAGAGUGAGACCGAGAGCGACUACGAAGCUGAGGAGAAAGCGACCAAAAAGCGGAACAGGCAACAGCUCCAAGCAGACGAUAACGACGCACAGCAGAAAUGGUAUCAGGUGCACACGGAGUACCCCUCCAGUGAUGAGGUGCUGGACAUGAAGGAGAACGAGCAGCUGGAGCUGUUCAAUCUAUGCAAAUCGUCCUUUGAGGCAGAGAAGACAACGUUCAAUAAGCGCAAUCCCACGGAUGCACGCUGGCUGCAGACUGCCCUGCACAAAGGUACAGCCAAGGAUCGCGCCAAUGCGGGCGCCUUGCUGGUGACCAGCAAUCCGCUGGGCAAUCUGGAAGCACUCUCCAACCUGAUUGCCUUCUGCAAGAUAUCAAAUAAGAGCAGCAACGAUGUCAUUGCCGUGCUCACGGAUCUGUGGCAGGAGGUGCUGCUGCCGCCACAGCGCAAGCUAUUGGCCAUACAUACGCGCGGCGCCGACUGGAAGCACCUGAAGAAGCGGGAGCUGCACAAAGAGCAAACACGUCGCAUCUACGCCUAUUGGUAUUUUGAGAGCGAGCUCAAGGAUCAGUAUCACGAGUAUCUCAAGAACCUAAUGCAGGGCCUGCAAACAGGUCAGGAGCACAACAAGACGGCUGCCAUUGUGGCCGCUGCCAAACUGUUGGCCUAUGCGCCCGAGAAGGAGCAAAUGCUGCUCACAAUGCUAAUCAACAAGCUGGGCGAUCCCAUUGCCAAAAUAGCCUCCAAGGCGCUGCAUCAUCUCAGCGAAGUGGCCCAACGGCAUCCCAACAUGUGCGGCGUCAUUGUCGCCGAGGCCGAGAAGUUGCUCUUCCGCAACAACAUUUCCGAGCGUGCCCAGCACUUUGCGCUGUGCUUUCUCUCCAGCAUAGCCCCAUCGGGUCGUCCCGAAGUCUGCACCAAGCUGGUCAACAUAUGCUUUGCUCUGUUCAAGGUGCUGGUGCAGAAGGGCGCCGUCAACAACCGCACCAUGCAGGCGAUUCUGCGUUGCCUGCAAAAGGCCAUCACCGAGGCACAGCCGGCCAAGGGCAGCACUGAGCUCUUGACCAAGGAGAUGCAGGAUACCAUCUAUCGACUGGUGCAUCUGGCCGACAUACGCGUCUCGGUGCAAACGCUGGGCCUGCUGCUGCAGCUGGUCACAGUGAAGACCGAGAAAUCGGAUCGCUUCUAUAAUGCGCUGUACAUCAAACUGCUGGACCUGAAUCUAAUCAACAUUGGCGGCAAGACGGCGGCCCAGCUGCUGCACAUUGUGCAUCGAGCCAUCCACACAGACAAGCAUGUGGCACGGGCUCAGGCGUUUGUGAAGCGCCUGCUGCAGCUGGCCCUCUAUGCGCCGCCCAACAUGGCUGCCGGCUGUCUGAUUGUGCUGCACAAGCUGCUCCGCAUGCGCCGCGAGCUCGUCGCUGGCAUUGGGGACACGGAAAUGGCGGCCAGCGCUAAGCAACUGCUGCCGGCAGCUGCUCCUGAGGAUCUGGAUAAGUUUGGCAGCGAUAGUGAGGAGGUGUACAAGGAUGUGGAUAAGGAGCCAACGGAAGCAGCAGUGAAAAAGGAGAAGGAGCCCGGCACCAGCUCCUGGCACCAUGUCCAUUUGGUUGCCACAGAGUCCAAGGUGCGCGACAUUGACGCCUGCAAAUACGAUCCGUAUCAUCGUGUGCCCGCCUUUGCGGGUGCCGGCUAUGCGCUGCGCAAUGAGCUGCUGCUUCUGCGCCAACAUUACCAUCCCACGGUGCAGGUGUUUGCCGAGCAUAUACUGCUGGAGCAACGCAUUGAUUAUUAUGGCGAUCCGUUGCGUGAUUUUGGUCUGCCGCAUUUCCUGGAGCGUUUCGCUUUCAAGAAUCCCAAGAAACUGGACCAUCAGCAGGCAGUGGAGGGCGCCGCCAGCGCUGCGCACAAACGUUACACGGCAUUCGGAGCACGUGGCAAGCCCGUUAAAUCGCUGACCAAGACCAACUGCACAGAGGAUGAAAUGUUUAUAUUCAAUUAUCUAGAGCAUAAGCGCAAACAGGCAGAGCUGAUGGAGCAGAGCAAGAAGCAGCCAAAAAUAGAGGAAAAAACACCGGAAACGGUUGAGGAUGAUUUAAAGGAGGGCGAAGUCGACGAUGAUGAGUUUGAAUCCUAUUUGGAUGACUUCUUUGGCAAAAAGCUGAAACAAGGCGGCGAUGAUGAGCAGGACGAAGAAGAACUGAACUAUCUAGAGGAGCUCGGUGGAGAGCUGCAGGCGGACAAGUCCAAAAAGCAGCAAAAGAAGAAGAAACAAACAGAAGAUGACGAUAUGGAUGACGAUUGGGACGAUGAUGCUGAGGAUGAGGACGCGGAUGAUCUAUCAGGCGCUGAAGCAGACGAUCAGUCGGACGAUGAGACGGGCUCAAUUGAUUUAGAGCCCUUGGAUGACAACGAUGAGGAAGACGAUGAUGAUGAUGAUGGUGGUUCUAUAUCUAUGGAUGACGAUAGUGAUGCAAGCGAGGCGCCCGACAGUCCCGACGAGGACGAAGAUGAUGAAGAUGCGCCGCCCAAAACAAAGAAAUCACGCAAAGAUGCCAUCUUGAAUGAGCGCAACUUCGCCCAGAAACUGAAACACAGCGACGAUAUGAGUUCGCUGUUUGCUGCUGCGGAUGAUUUCUCAGCGUUGCUGGAGGAAACGGGCAAAUCCAAGGGACAAGGCACCAGCAAUGCGCUCUUCAACAAGGACAAAUCCUCCGAUAAGCAACUGAAAUGGGAGGAAAAGCGUCGCUCGAACAGCAAAAUCUAUACAAGCAAAAAGUUUGGCGGAGGCAAAGCCAAAAUGGGAGGAGGCAAACCCAAAGCGGGCAAGAAACGAAAGCAUUAGCUGCAAAAUGAGAGGCAGAGCGACGAGUGCGACUGGUUUUAUAUAUAGAAAUCAAAUUGGGUUAUGAAUUGUGUAAAUAAAUAAACAAUUAAACUACUUUUGAUAGUUAAAAACAAAAA